GCAGCCAAAGAUGGCGUCGAAACAAUAAGCCGUUCUGAGCGCUCCGCCCUGAAACUAUCAAUCCCGGCCUUCCAUUCUGUGUUGCUAUGGCAGCCAAAGAUGGCGUCGAAACAAUAAGCCGUUCGAGAAAGGGGCCGCCUUGCGCAUGCGCUGUCUUCUUGCGAAGGGGCGGUCUGCGUCGCGGGUACUUCUAGCGGCAGUUCUCGCGAGAUUUUGUAGAGAGAGACGGGAUUCGGGUUCAGGCGCGGGUCGGUUGGCGGUGAGGCGAGGAAACCUGGAUGCUGCCCGCCGGCGGCGCUCACAGGCUGGUUUCCCUGCUCACCCAGGCCUUGGACGGCUGCACUGAGCAAAAGCAGAGGCUGCAGCAGAGGACAAAGCAGUGCCAGGCUCUCCUUCAAGACUGGAACUCUGAUGUUUCUGAAAGUGCGGCCCAUGAAGGCAGUAAAAAUGAGCGUGAAGCAUGUGUCGAAAAUGAGCCUUCAGCCAAGGAGCUUGAGGAAUUGGAGCUCCUUAACAAAGCCCUGGAAAAAGCAUUACGGGUCCGGACCAAGUUCCAGCCGACUCCAGGCGAAGGUGCCAAAACUGUAGACAAGAAGGCUACACUUGAAAAUAUUUCUAAACAGAGCGCCGGCAGGACUGGCAGAACCGCACCUGUGACCCGCAAGCCGGCCUCUCCCAAACGGCCAACGGCGUACAUGCUGAAAGCUCCCUACAGAACCGACCCAGUCGUGAAAAGGCGGCCUCCGUCAAAAAUAUCCGCCAGGCCAAGCUCCAGAGCGUCAAAGACCCCGGGGAGGAAGCGGCCUGCAACCGGGACGGUUUCCCUCGCAGCUGCCGCGUUGCCGCCAUCAGUAUCCUGUCCGGGACAUGAACAGUGCGGAAAGCAGGCGCCCUGUGCCGAGUCCCCGCUGCCCAAAACGGAGCCUGAUCUUUCGGCCGCACAGGCCCAGGUGGCUUCAACCCUUCGGGAGAAAGGGUGUUUGCUGGAAUUGCCACAUCCCUACAAGAAAGCCGUUUCCAAGUAUAUGAGGCUCUUGGAGAAGUGCCAGGUUUACCAAACCAGCCCGGAGGUGUUGACUGCAAGGAAUCGCUUUAUGGAAAAGAUGGAAACAACGACUUGUGGUCAGUUCUGCUCCCCUUCGCCCACAUUUAGCCCAGUUGAAGUGAGACGGGAGCUGCUGCAUUUGAAGGGCGUCUGCACCCUUAUGAGACACUGCAUGGAAACCGAGACUCCAGCGUCUCUUGGAGAAAACCCAACGUGGGAGAGAGAGCACGAAAGCCUACUCACUCUGGAGGGUCUGCAAGUAGUCGUUCAAGAGCAGCUGGAAAAAGUGCAGCCGUUGAAAGAAGCUGUGGAGUCCCAUGCAGAGUUGCUUCCAGCUGAUUUCGCCGGUGACAAGGGGGGUUCCGCUCAGAGAAUUGCUCUCCUUGGAACAGAAAGGUGUUGGGACGUAGAAGCGAUUGGGCCGCCACCUCUGCUUUUCUACUCCAGCCCGAAGGAGCUGAUGGACAUGGAGGCUUUGAAGCUGAAAGUGGCAAUGCUCCACCAGCGACUGGAAAUACAGAAGGCCAUGGAAACUGAACUCCUCCCGCUUCUCGAGCCAGGAUGCCAUCAGGAAGGUUCUCGAGCCUUGUUGUUCCGUGCCGUUUACACCUUGCUUUGCGAAGGGAGUGAGAGCUUCCCUGUCCUUGUCAAUGAUAAUGUGGAGUAAUCCAAUUGCUUGAGGCCAAGAAGAGACUUGGGGUGUGCACACAACUGCGCUCUGUUUACAGUGCUGAAAUGAAUGAUGAUUCUUAGACAGUUUUCAACAUAAUGUUGCAUUCAGUGGCACUGCUUUUUUCAUGUGCGGUUUUAAAAGAAAAAUUGUACAUAUAUAAAAUUUAAAUAAAAUGUACUAGCGAUGAGA
Molecule: messenger RNA, 1907 nt
Organism: Anolis carolinensis (green anole)
Lineage: Eukaryota; Metazoa; Chordata; Lepidosauria; Squamata; Anolidae
Gene: tedc2
Product: tubulin epsilon and delta complex 2
Exons: 10
Coding region: 279-1712 (477 amino acids)
Source: RefSeq, a predicted model, not a curated record